AUUCAAUACAAAUCUAAAAAUGGUAACAGUUUCGUUGCCAAAAAAGGACCAUCUUCAUUCUUCAAGCUUCCAGUCUUGUGUUUUGAGUUUGGGUUCGGUUUCAAUAUUUGUCCUGCCCUUUGGGAUGGAAGCUAUAGCGUCUUCUCUCGGUGAAGCGGUCUUCUCUUCUUUGUUUCGUUCGCUGUUGGACUUGACCUCUUCCGCCCGCUUUGUCAAAUUUGCUCGCAAAGAGAAAAUUUUUUCCGAACUCAAGAAGUGGGAAAAGAUGCUGCUCAAUAUCAAUGCUUCCAUCGAAGAUGCAGAAGAAAAGCAAAUCACAAGCGAAUUAGUGAAGUCGUGGCUCACGAAUUUAAGAGACAUUGCAUAUGAUGCUGAAGAUAUCAUCGAUGAGCUAGCCACUGAAGCUCGGCGCCGCAAAAUGAAGGAGCAUCCGGGGGCCUCUUCGUCCACCCGCAAGGUAAGGAGAUAUAUUUCAACUUGCUGCCUCAGUUUUAAUCCUUCAACCGUUAAGUUUAGCACCAAAAUGGAAUCCAAAAUAAAGAUGGUUACUGCUAGACUAGAAGAGGCUGUUGGAUUAAAGAAUGAUUUGAGCUUAGUUGAAAAUGAUAGAAGGAGAUAUGAAAUAAUAAGAGAGAGACUACGAAGCAGUUCUCUUGUUGAUGAGUCUCGUGUCUAUGGCAGGGAAAGAGAUAGAGAGGCCAUUCUUGAUUUGCUGAUGAACGAUAGUGACGAGGGCAUUGGUGAUAUUGGUGUGAUUUCCAUUGUGGGAAUGGGAGGAGUGGGUAAAACCACUCUCGCUCAGUUAGUGUACAAUGAUGUCAAAGUUGAAAGAUUUUUUGAUCUGAGAGUGUGGGUUAGUGUUUCUGAGGAAUUUGAUGUUGUUAGGGUGACGAGCACAGUGCUUCAGGCUCUUACUUUGGAGAGUUGCAAUUUUAAGGAUUUCAAUUUGCUCCAAGUAACCCUAAAGGAGAAGCUGUUUGGGAAGAAAUUUUUUGUUGUUUUAGAUGAUGUUUGGAAUGAGAACUAUGAGCAGUGGGAAAUUCUUAGUAGGCCCUUCAUUGCAGGGGCAGCUGGAAGUAAAAUACUUGUGACAACUCGAAAUGAAGGUGUUGCUUCCAUCAUGUCUAAUUGUGGGACUUAUCCUUUGAAGGAAUUGACAAACCAUGAUUGCCUCUCGUUGUUCACUCGGCAUGCUCUUGGGACUUUAGGUUUUGAAGAACACCCAGACCUAAAAGUUAUAGGUGAGGAAAUAGUGAGGAAGUGCAAAGGCUUGCCAUUGGCUGCUAAGACCCUCGGAGGACUCCUGCGUACUAAAUGGAACCGUGAUGAGUGGGAAGACAUAUUGAAGACCAAGAUGUGGGAUUUGCCAGAAGACAAAAGCGGAGUGCUUCCAGCUCUGAGAUUAAGCUACCAUCACCUUCCUUUCCAUCUGAAGCGGUGUUUUUCUUAUUGUGCUAUAUUUCCAAAGGAUUAUGAAUUUGAUGAGGAUGAGUUGGUUCUAUUGUGGAUGGCAGAGGGCUUCUUGCACCAUACAAAAGGAAAGAAGCAAAUGAAGGACAUAGGAGUUGAAUAUUUUCAUGAUUUACGGGCGAGAUCUUUUUUCCAACAGUCAACUUGUAACAAAAUGAGGUAUGUGAUGCAUGACCUCAUAAAUGACCUAGCUCAAUCCGUUUCCAGAGAAACAUGCUUCAAUUUGGAUGACCUAGCUCAAUCCGUUUCCAGAGAAACAUGCUUCAAUUUGGAUGGAGACAAAUUAUAUGCAAGAGUUGAAAAGUUUCGUCAUUUUUCAUUCCUUCGUCACCAAUAUGACGUUUCAAAAAGAUUUGAAAUCUUGCAUCACAUGAAAAGUUUAAGAACUUUCUUAGCUUUACCCAUUCAUACAUUGCCCUGGGCAGCAAAUUCCUUUUUAAGUAACAAUAUCUUACAAGAGUUGCUGCCAAGGUUAAAAUGCUUAAGAGUGUUGUCUCUGAGUGGUUAUUGCAUUGAUGAGCUACCGCAUCACAUUGGUGAUUUGAUACAUUUGCGGUACCUUAAUUUAUCUCGCACCAUAAUCAAAUCAUUGCCUGAUUCUAUGGGUUCUCUUUUCAACUUACAGACAUUGAUACUGAAUGGGUGCAAGAACCUUAUUACAUUGCCUCAAGCUAUUGAGAAUCUGAUUAAUCUUCAUGUUCUUGAUCUCACUGAUACUGAUAGCUUGAAAGAGAUGCCGAAGCAUAUAGGUAAUCUGAAAAAUCUACAGAUUUUGUCCCAAUUCAUUGUGCAAAGUGAUGGGGGGCCUGACAUCAGAGAAUUGAAGGGCUUGUUACAUUUGCGAAAGGAGCUUUCCAUUCUUGGGCUGGAAAAUGUAGUUGAUACUCGAGAUGCUAGGGGUUACAUUCUGAAGGAUAAGAAGGAGCUUGACAGGUUAGAUUUGCAAUGGAGUCUGGAAUUCCUUGAUCAUGGAAAUGGUGAAGAUGGGAUGCCUGUUUUCAACAUGCUACAGCCUCAUGGAAAUCUUAAAACAAUUAGAAUCGUGUUUUAUGGUGGUACAACAUUUCCUUCUUGGUUAGGUGGUUCCUCAUGGGCUAAUAUCGUGGAUAUAAGCCUCUCUAAGUGUAGAAACAUUAUGUCCCUUCCAGCACUUGGGAGACUGCCCUCACUCAAGAAAUUGUCCAUUGAAGGCAUGAAUGGAAUCAAAAAAUUGGAUCUUGAGUUUUUUGGAGAUAGUUUACCUUUCUUUAAGCCUUUUCCGGUUUUGGAAGUUCUACAGUUUCAGAAUAUGUUGAAUUGGAGAUAUUGGUAUUGUCCUAACAAAGCUAAUAAAGAAGAUGGAGAAUUCCCUAGUCUGCGUGAGCUUAUGAUUCAUAAUUGUCCCAAGUUGUAUCAGAAAUUACCCAGAUACCUGCCUUCUCUGGUGAAGCUUACAAUCAAAGGAUGCCCGAAUGUGGCUUAUUCAGUUAUGAGCCUCCCAUCUCUUCUUGAGCUAAAUAUUGAAGAUUGCAAUAAAAUGCUCUCAAGGAGCAUGGUUGACCUUGCCUCUCUAACUAUAUUGAGAAUCAGGAGUCUAUCCGACCUUACCUGUCUUCCAGAUGGCUUUGAACAGUUUCCAGGAGCACUUAAGCACCUUGUCCUUUCCAGUUGCACCAGAUUGACAUCCUUGUGGCAGAAUUGGUUCACGUCUCUUGAGCAUUUGCAUAUUGACUCAUGCCCAAAGCUUGUAUCCUUUUCAGAGACAGGUUUCUUGUCCACACUCAGGCAUCUCCGGCUCAAAGAUUGUCCGGUGCUUAAGGACCUGCCCAAUUGGAUAAUGAGGCAUUGUGAAUUUACCAGCUGUCUUCUUGAAGACUUGGAAAUUGAAGAAUGUCCUUCUCUCACAUGCUUUCCAAGAGGGAGUUUACCUUCUACAUUGAAAAGUUUAAAAAUUCAAGGUUGCUUUGUCCUACGUUCUCUACCUGAGGGACUGAUGCAGGUUGAUAACAACAAAAUUACAUCUUAUCUUGAGAAUUUGGAGAUCAUUGAUUGCCCAUCUCUCGUUUACUUUCCUGAAGGCAAAUUACCAACUAGCCUUAAAAUGCUUAAGAUUUGGGAUUGCUUGCAGCUGGAGCCCCUUCCAGAUAGAAUUCUGCCCAAUAACGCAUCCCUUGAAUGCAUUGGUAUCUGGAACUGGUCAACUCUAAUAUGCUUGCCAGAGUCUCUUCACAACCUCUCGUGUCUGGUAGAAUUAAAUAUAAGCAAUUGUCAAGAUCUGAAAUACUUCCCAGAGAUAGGUUUGCCCCUCCCCAACCUGAGAAAGUUGGAUAUCGGCACUUGUGCCAAUCUCAAGUCUCUACCCGAUCAGAUGCUAAAUCUCACUUCUCUUCAAUAUUUAACAAUUUGUGACUGUCCAUGUCUUGUUUCUUUUCCUAGAGGGGGCUUGCCUCCUAACUUAUUAUCACUCGAGAUCUGGGAUUGUAAAGAACUCAAGGAACCAGUGUCAAAAUGGAACUUGCAUGCGUUAACCUCUCUCAGAGACUUCAGCAUUGCCGGUGGACCAGAGAUGGUUUCCUUUCCAGAUGAGAAGUGUCUGCUUCCUACAACUAUAGUUUCAAUAUAUAUUGCAAGACUCCAUAAUCUAGAAUCCCUGUCCGUGGGGCUUCAAAAUUUGUCCUCGCUUGAAGAGCUAGAGGUUGUUGAGUGUCCUAAGCUUCGACGCUUGCCAAGGGAAGGGUUGCCUGAAACACUUGGAAGACUUUGUAUCAGGAACUGUUCACUUCUAGAAAACCAAUGUUCAAGAGAUAAAGGAGAAUAUUGGCACUUCAUAUCCCGGAUCCCCUGUGUUGAGAUUAAAGCAACAGAUAUUUAGUGGGCUUUGGCAGAUCAGCUUGUGGAAAAUCUUAUAAACAAUGAUGUACUUUCUCUCUUGCUUUGUAGAUGGAUAAGAAGUAUGUUACACUGAAAAAUGUUCCGGCCAUCAGUACAGUCAACUGAGAUACAUCCUGGAAACAAAGCUAACUAGUUCCAUGGAUUUUCUAAAAUUUUCUACUGGAAUUGAGGUUGUGAUCUUGCUCAUUGUUUAAGCCAUUGAUAGCGUACUAAGGACAAAACUAUACUGCUGAUGCGUACGCGUUUUAGUUUUGGAUCUGUUGCGGAGAAAAGUCAACAAUGUUUCCUUCCCAAAUGCGGUUGGGGCUCUAGUUGUGGCUAUGAUGAGUUGAACUUUGUUGUGCAUCUUAAUUAAUGUGUGUAUCAUGUCUGGUUAUAAUUGAAGAUUGACCCCAUAUUGACUGGAGACUUACAGCUAAUGUUUGUAUAUAUACGAGGAUUAUGUUUAGAUAUGUGAACCACAGAGUGUAUUGUAUUUUAUGCUGGUCAAGGAGACCUUUGACUAAAUUGGAUCAAUAUCACCACUCAAUUUUGACUUGUUAUUGUGUACCAAUUGUUAAGUUGUCUUUUUUUUUUUUUUUAAAUCGGGUAGUAUGAUUUAACUUUACAGAGGAUGCCGUCCUGAAGCUCCAUGUAGGCCCCUUUAAAGUCAUUGCAGCAGUUGGAAAAAAGAGUUUCGUCUGUCUGUUCCUUGAUUAUAUAUGGCUUUGAUUGAUGAAAGAAUCCAUCAUUGAUAAGUAAAAGACUGGUCUUCUCUUAUCUCUUUACAGGUUUCUCAGUUAAAAAUUAUGAUCAGUCCUUGUCAGA
Messenger RNA from Durio zibethinus, 5148 nucleotides. RefSeq names its product putative disease resistance RPP13-like protein 1. Gene Ontology annotation, molecular function: ADP binding. The record is from RefSeq and is a predicted model, not a curated record. Lineage: Eukaryota; Viridiplantae; Streptophyta; Magnoliopsida; Malvales; Malvaceae.